Messenger RNA from Babesia bigemina, 903 nucleotides. RefSeq lists its product as hypothetical. The transcript has 3 exons. Bases 1 to 903 code for a protein of 300 amino acids. Lineage: Eukaryota; Apicomplexa; Aconoidasida; Piroplasmida; Babesiidae. The record is from RefSeq and is a predicted model, not a curated record.
AUGACCCUGAAAGCCAUACAGAAGAAGCGCGCAGCCAACAUACUGCGGUCUUACGCCGAAGGCAUCCAUGCGGAACUGGUCAAACUCAGGGGAGAGCCAGGGGACCACGCAGACCAGGAGCUGAAGCUAACGACCCAGCUCGAAGCCAACCUCGCGAGAGUAGCGAUGUUGCAUAAGCAGGCGGAGCUCAUGCAACAUCAGGCUGCGCAGGCCAAAGAGGAGCUCAGCAACAUCCGCUCCUCAACCGACCGGUCUCGAGUGGUCGGAGUAGGUAGGUGCCGAUAUGCGAUGUGGCCCACUGCACUAAAUACAGAAUGCAACAUGCUGAAAAUUGGGCCGUUGUUUUACUCCGCCCGGAGCGACGACGUCGAGCACAAGGACAAGGUGCCGCUCAUGGCCAAGCUGAACGGAAACGCCCUGGUGCUCUACCACGAGAAGGAGCCUCAGCUGACAUUCUACUUGGUGGAUGUCGAGCUGCCGACAAGGCCUGUGGAGAGCGCCCCGAGCUGCUUCUCCUUCACCUACCGAGGAGCCGAGCAGGCCCUCUGCGCCGGAUCCGAGAUGUCCUGCCACACGUGGAUGAAUGCGCUGACGGAAGCGUGGUUCUGCAAAAACCAGGGUAUCAGGGGCGUCAUGACCAACACGAGGCAUGAGAAGAAAGAAGAGCCGAGCAAAAAGGACGGCAAGAAGAAAAAAGAUAAGGAAAAGGCGGACGACAACACCAUUAUGAAACACGCCGUUAAAGAGGACCCCAAUAAGGCACUCGUCAACAUGGAGGUUUACGUCGACGACAAAAACAAAACCCACAUGAUCGUCAACGGAAAGGAGAGGCCCGUGACCGCCGUUGCCGAUCUCAUAAACAUAAAAGAGAUCAUGCAGCAGGUGAAGGACGAGAAGAAGUGA